UUUCUCUCUCUCUCUCUCCCUCCCUCUCUCUCUCUCUCUCCCUCCCUCCCUCUCUCCUUCCCUCCCUCUCUCUCCCUCCCUCUCUCCCUCUCUCCCUCCCUCUCUCUCUCCCUCCCUCUCUCCCUCUCUCCCUCCCUCCCUCUCUCUUUGUCUCUCUCCCUCCCUCCCAUCCCUGCAGCGCUACCGGGGUACUCGGGAUGCACAUAGGGCAGCUCUCGCUCCUACCUUGUCAUCCUACUGUCUAAUCCGGGGGCAGCUUCCCUCCUCCACACCAGCAUAGGCUAUUCUUCAGCCACAAGAAUAGCCGAGCCUAUUCGUCGGCAACAAGAGCCGAAGAAGCAUCCUGCAGGCUUUCUGCUUUUUGAGUGUAUUUUAAAGCACAAACGGGUGGAAAGCUAUGUAUGCUCAGUUAACUAUGUCUAGAUGUUAACCUUUUUUCAAAAAACACAGAUGGAGGCCUCCCUCCGAGGAUGCCUGGGAUUCUCCUCUUUCUGUGGGCGGCAGCGACCCCCUGCGGCUCCAGCCUCCACUACGGGAUCUGCGGGAAGACACAGGGAAGACCAACUCCGGACACUGCAUUUGAUUAAUGAUUUAUUUUGAUUAACGCCGUCACAGUGACGCCUUAGCGUAGUCCCUGUUCACCCGGGUCCCAGCCUCGACCCCGCACGGACCGCGAGGGUGGGUAGCUGGGGGCGGACGCAGGAAAGAGAAGGGGCGGGGCCUUGGUAGGGCGGGGUAUGGAAUGAGCGGGGUAUGGGAUGGGCGGGGUGUGGGAUGGGCGGGGUGUGGGAUGGGCGGGGCCUGGGGGCGGGGCUCGGGAAAUUCCACGGCGCGGGCAGGGAGCGGCUGGCGGUCAGCUGAGCCGCGCUGGGCGGGGUCGCGGGGCCGCGCAUCAGCCCCAGGCACCCCAAUUCCUGCUGCCCCCCUCCGCCGCCGCCUCCGCCGCCCGCCGGCAGAUUCCCUGGUCAGCGUCCCAUCCCGGACGGGAGUUCUCUCCAGGCGGCACGAUGCCGAGGAAACAGUGACCCUGAGCGAAGCCAAGCCGGGCGGCAGGAACUUCUGCAAUGUCCCAUCAACCUCUCAGCUGCCUCACUGAAAAGGAGGACAGCCCCAGGGAAAGCACAGGAAAUGGACCCCCCUACCUGGCCCACCCAAACCUGGACACGUUCACCCCGGAGGAGCUGCUGCAGCAGAUGAAAGAGCUCCUGACUGAGAACCACCAGCUGAAAGAAGCCAUGAAGCUAAAUAAUCAAGCCAUGAAAGGGAGAUUUGAGGAGCUUUCGGCCUGGACAGAGAAACAGAAGGAAGAACGCCAGUUUUUUGAGAUACAGAGCAAAGAAGCCAAAGAGCGUCUAAUGGCCUUGAGUCAUGAGAAUGAGAAAUUGAAGGAAGAGCUUGGAAAACUAAAAGGGAAAUCAGAAAGGUCAUCUGAGGACCCCACUGAUGACUCCAGGCUUCCCAGGGCAGAAGCGGAGCAGGAAAAGGACCAGCUCAGGACCCAGGUGGUGAGGCUACAAGCAGAGAAGGCAGACCUGUUGGGCAUCGUGUCUGAACUGCAGCUCAAGCUGAACUCCAGCGGCUCCUCAGAAGAUUCCUUUGUUGAAAUUAGGAUGGCUGAAGGAGAAGCAGAAGGGUCAGUAAAAGAAAUCAAGCAUAGUCCUGGGCCCACGAGAACAGUCUCCACUAGCAGGGCAUUGUCUAAAUAUAGGAGCAGAUCUGCAGAGGGGGCCAAGAAUUACUUGGAACAUGAGGAGUUAACUGUGAGCCAGCUCCUGCUGUGCCUAAGGGAAGGGAAUCAGAAGGUGGAGAGACUUGAAAUUGCACUCAAGGAGGCCAAAGAAAGAGUUUCAGAUUUUGAAAAGAAAGCAAGUAAUCGUUCUGAGAUUGAAACCCAGACAGAGGGGAGCACAGAGAAAGAGAAUGAUGAAGAGAAAGGCCUGGAGACUGUUGGAAGCGAAGUGGAAGCACUGAACCUUCAGGUGACAUCUCUGUUUAAGGAGCUUCAAGAGGCUCAUACAAAACUCAGCGAAGCUGAGCUAAUGAAGAAGAGACUUCAAGAAAAGUGUCAGGCCCUUGAAAGGAAAAAUUCUGCAACUCCAUCAGAGUUGAAUGAAAAGCAAGAGCUUGUUUAUACUAACAAAAAGUUAGAGCUACAAGUGGAAAGCAUGCUAUCAGAAAUCAAAAUGGAACAGGCUAAAACAGAGGAUGAAAAGUCCAAAUUAACUGUGCUACAGAUGACACACAACAAGCUUCUUCAAGAACAUAAUAAUGCAUUGAAAACAAUUGAGGAACUAACAAGAAAAGAGUCAGAAAAAGUGGACAGGGCAGUGCUGAAGGAACUGAGUGAAAAACUGGAACUGGCAGAGCAGGCUCUGGCUUCCAAACAGCUGCAAAUGGAUGAAAUGAAGCAAACCAUUGCCAAGCAGGAGGAGGACCUGGAAACCAUGACCGUUCUCAGGGCUCAGAUGGAAGUUUACUGUUCUGAUUUUCAUGCUGAAAGAGCAGCGAGAGAGAAAAUUCAUGAGCAAAAGGAGCAACUGGCAUUGCAGCUGGCAGUUCUGCUGAAAGAGAAUGAUGCUUUUGAAGACGGAGGCAGGCAGUCCUUGAUGGAGAUGCAGAGUCGUCAUGGGGCGAGAACAAGUGGCGCUGACCAGCAGGCUUACCUUGUUCAAAGAGGAGCUGAGGACAGGGACUGGCGGCAACAGCGGAAUAUUCCGAUUCAUUCCUGCCCCAAGUGUGGAGAGGUUCUGCCUGACAUAGACACGUUACAGAUUCACGUGAUGGAUUGCAUCAUUUAAGUGUUGAUGUGUCACCUCCCCAAAACUGUUGGUAAAUGUCAGAUUUUUUCCUCCAA
Molecule: messenger RNA, 2854 nt
Organism: Pongo pygmaeus (Bornean orangutan)
Lineage: Eukaryota; Metazoa; Chordata; Mammalia; Primates; Hominidae
Gene: OPTN
Product: optineurin
Exons: 14
Coding region: 1065-2798 (577 amino acids)
Biological process (GO): regulation of canonical NF-kappaB signal transduction; protein localization to Golgi apparatus; Golgi ribbon formation
Cellular component (GO): cytoplasm; Golgi apparatus; nucleus
Molecular function (GO): K63-linked polyubiquitin modification-dependent protein binding
Source: RefSeq, a predicted model, not a curated record